Ostreobium quekettii is the source of this 1215-nucleotide messenger RNA. The record is from the annotation of a GenBank genome assembly. NCBI's taxonomy places the organism in Eukaryota, Viridiplantae, Chlorophyta, Ulvophyceae, Bryopsidales, Ostreobiaceae.
AUGGAGGCCGUCAGCGCCCUCAAGAGCAUCGCUGAGGCCCUCGAGGCCAAGUCGCAGAACGGCGGUGAUGGGGUCGCUAUCCUGAGCUCAGGUGUCGGGUGCAGCCCCGACACUUGCACCGCGAAUAGGACGGCGGGUGCUGCCGACUGGCACGCCGCCCCCUGGGCUCCACAGGUGCCAGGCAAGCAUGGAAGCGUUUCCCAGGUGCCCACAAGAUUUGUUCCUGCCAGUGAGGUGCCGGGAGGCCACAGCCAGUGGCUGGGUGGACACGCCGCGUUUGACAUCGCAAGCCUGUGUGUUGGGGGCGCUGAAUCGGCCCUUCAGGGAAAAACUGUGGGUGAGGGAGGCGGCCAUCUUGUGGGGCGGCCAACACCUGCAGCGUGCUCGUCACGACCCGGCAGCCGGUUGCCAGGGGACAGCACCUGGAUCCUUCCUCCCCAAGGUGCUUCCCUUGACGCUGGGGAGCCCAAAAUGGCAGCGGCAGGCCCCGUUGGGCAUGCGGUGCAGAUGCCCAACGCCCCGGCCAAGGAGGUGGGCAGGGGAGAGAGGCCGGCGUCACAGCAGUCCAGGAUGUCCGACGUGCAUGGAAUCUUGAAGCGCAACAACUCCAAGCUCAGCAUGUUGGAGCGCAUCCGGACAGCGUCUGGAAAGCUGGAUGCCGACACCUUGGAGGAAUUCCUCAGGAAGUAUGUUGCAGGAGACAGGAGCGAUGUUGGCUCACAAGGCCACCGUGGCGAUGAUGGAAAUUCAGGGCGUGACGAGCGGACGGCACCGCAGGGUGUGAAACUGGGCCAUCAAACCAGCGACACCUUCACAGUGGCGAGUUCGCUGGCACAGAUCGAUGAGAAAAGCGGCAGCGACGCCGGCAGCGAGCCCGGCAGCGAGCCUGCUGCCCAUCCCGACCCUCUUUUGGCCACCCCAAGAGAGUCCAGUGUCAUUGCCACAGCAUCAGUGCUGUCAGCAGCUGGAGGCCAGGCGCCCAGCACGAGCGAACGGUCUGACGCCAAGGCGGGAGUCACCCGCUCCAAGAGGCCCAGUUCAGUGCCGCCGGGGAUCUCUGGUGCGAGGCAGACGCCCCUGGUCGACGACGGCGACACCCUUGACAUUGAGAUGCGCAAACUCACUCGGAGGCACUCGUCGAGGUCGACCGUGUCGUUGGGCAUUCGCAGCGACCGCAGCUUAGUCACAGACACUCGCUGGCUUGCUGCACUUUAA